Molecule: messenger RNA, 2031 nt
Organism: Amaranthus tricolor (Joseph's coat)
Lineage: Eukaryota; Viridiplantae; Streptophyta; Magnoliopsida; Caryophyllales; Amaranthaceae
Product: zeta-carotene desaturase, chloroplastic/chromoplastic-like
Exons: 2
Coding region: 530-1030 (166 amino acids)
Molecular function (GO): oxidoreductase activity
Source: RefSeq, a predicted model, not a curated record
AAAACAUUGGGGUAUAUCGAUAAUUUUCCAAUUUCUAAUGUCUCAUUGUUUCAGCUUGAACACCUUCAUCAAUUUCUGCUUCUUAAUCUCCGAUCAUGGCUUUUUCCAUCUCUUUUCCGGCGAAUUCUGCUGGGAUUUGUAAUCUUCGUUCGGUUCCUCUAUUAAAUGUUCAUCGGUUGUGUCCUACUCGCUGCUCUCUGGAUACAGAUGUCUCCGAUAUGAGUACUAAUGGCAAUUGAAACAAGCAACAGGAUUGGACAAUCUUCUCUACACACCAGAUGCAGAUUUUUCUUGCUUUGCAGACCUUGCUCUGACAUCACCAGAAGAUUUCUAUAUUCCGGGACAAGGGUCAUUUCUCCAGUAGGGAUUAAGGAACCUUCUCGUUUGAAAUUGUGUUGAUGUACUAGUCGCAGCAGAAAUAUGAGCUCUGACAUCGUAAAGGUGUAAAAAUUCGCAUUUAAGGACGUUUCAAGAUAUAUUUUAUGGUUUUGGCCGAUAUGACAUCUUUAUCACCUUCAUUACAGCAAUCAUGGCCGUUACCACAUUGUUGAACUGUGUUACUAACGAUCCGUAUAAGUAUUCGUACACCAAACUUGCUAUCAUUCUGUGUUUCAACAUUUGGUUGUAUUUUUCUGUAUAUCCUCGCCAGGUUUUGACAUUAUUUCCAUCCGCACGAGGCCUGGAAGUCACUUGGUCAUCUGUCCUCAAAAUUGGGCAAUCCCUGUUCUGUGAAGGUCCUGGAAAAGACCCCUUUAGGCCUGAUCAAAAGACUCCUGUACAAAAUUUCUUUGUUGCUGGUUCAUACACAAAGCAGGUAAUUAAUGGUGCCUUUUCUAAUCAGAUACAUUUUCAUAAGAUCCGUACUGUUCCAACAUCUUAUGGCUCUCGACAUUUACUAAACUUAAUUCGAUUACUCUAUCUGGCUGGAUUCUUUGGUAGGAUUACAUCGAUAGUAUGGAAGACGCAACUCUGUCAGGCAGGCAAGCUUCGGCUUACAUAUGUGAUGCUGGAGAAGAGCUGGUUGCAUUAAGGGAUAAACUCCCAGCCAUUGAAUCUUUAGAACCUCCUCAGACCUCCUCUCAGUCAAGUUUUGUAUGAUUUUUGCAUAUCCUUGGUUUUUGCUCCCCUAAUUUUUUAACUCCAUACAUUGUUAACAUCUGCCUUCUGGUGAUAUCCCCUCAUCAUAUCAUAUACCCUCAAAAAGAAACUAAUGUUUUUCAAUUUGUUUGCUACGAUCUGGAUGGCAAAAAAUGGAAAUUGAUUUAAAUUAUUCACUACUAUAUAGAAUCCAACUGUAAGCACUAAGCACAGCUUCACUCUAGUAUUUUUCUGUGGAGUCUUCCUGAUGGUAGGUUGUCGACUUGUACCCUCAUCGAAACAAAAUCAGUCAGUUGCGAGUUCUUAUCGAUUGAUCUUUUAACCCUUUAGAUUCUAAAUUGAGGUCUUACAUGGAAGGAGAUUCUUUUAUUCAUUACAUUAAAAGCAUCAUUAAUACACUGAGUAGCGAGUACUAAUCAGUAAUCAAUAGUGUCAAAUCUACAACAUAUUCUAAUACUUAGCACACUACUAAAUAAAAUAAGAACAGCCUUAUGAGUCUACAGAUACACAUAUCAACACAUUACAGUCCUUUGAACUGAGAGCAACUAGUGCCAAAAUUAAGAAGAGAAGAUGUAACCCUUAACUUAGAGGACUCCAAAUCAAACUCUACCAAAUUAUCUUCCAUCUGCUUUCCUCCUAUCACCACUGAUGUCUUAACUGCUGAUCCACCAUCUUUAAAUGCAAGACAUCUCACAUCAUUUGACACUUUUAUCAUUGAAUUUGCCCCAUAAAUCCUCCAUUUACUAUUCCCAUCCAGAAUCAGAUCAAUGACCGGCACUUUAGGGCCAGUUUUCGAACCAACAAUAUUCUUUGAGCUAUAGCAUGCAGUAAACGAACUCACAGAAUCUACCUUGGUUAUAUUCAUAGCAGCUGCCUUGGCUGUGAACGUUGCAACAAGAGCAUUGUAUAUAUCGGUAUGAAGCACACUAUACA